AUGACGGUAGAGGCAAUUUUUAUGGAACGAAACAACACCAAAAAGCAACAACAAUGUUUUCCCCUUGUUUUUUCUUUCUCUCUAUCUCACUAUAUAUAUAUAUAUAGUGUGUGUGUCUGCGGCUUAGCUUCCUUUAUAUGGUUGGCCUUAUCAUUACUGUUACGGAUGUCCCUCACGUGUGAUAUUAUUAUAUGUAUUUAUAUGCACAUAUUAUUUUUUAUGUCUGUUAAUAAAUGCAGUAGAAAUAAAGUAUGGCAUAAGUCGAUCAGGCUAUCAGUAUUAGGCGAAUGGACGUCUGAUAGCUCAAUACAGAAGUGCGAAAUAUGUGAGGUCAAAUUUAAUUUCGGGUGCAGGCGUCAUCAUUGUCGGUACUGUGGCGGUAUUUUCUGUGCGUCAUGCUCGAGCUUUUUUGUUAAAUUACAAAAGCUUCAUGUAAAUAAACGACGACGGGUGUGCCGCAAAUGUUUUGAAUUUCUUUGA
Trypanosoma cruzi is the source of this 480-nucleotide messenger RNA. RefSeq lists its product as uncharacterized. Bases 1 to 480 code for a protein of 159 amino acids. NCBI's taxonomy places the organism in Eukaryota, Euglenozoa, Kinetoplastea, Trypanosomatida, Trypanosomatidae. Gene Ontology annotation, molecular function: metal ion binding. The transcript has a single exon. The record is from RefSeq and is a predicted model, not a curated record.